UAUUUCCAGUUUUUAUAUUCUAUGUAAUGCCUCUUUUGUAUUAAGUCUUAUAUAAUUAAAGUUGUAGUUAAAGUAAUAACAUAUUAAUUAUAAAGGUAUAUUUAUCUGGGGAAUUCAGGCAGUUGUGGAAUUGUUGUGGAAUUUGUUCUCUGUGUGUUUUUGAGGGGUGCCUAUGUGGGUUUCUUCUCUUACCUGGUGCUGCUGUUCUAGUUGUGUAUUUUGUUGGUGUAUGGGUAUGAGAUGUUUUGUUUCCUCCGUUUUUCUGUGUCUUUUUGUUCUUGUGCUUUGAUCUGAAAUACUUUUGUUAUUGUUGUUGUUUACAUAUAUGUUGUACAGGGGAAAUCCUGUCCGCUGUGUUGUCUCUCUCUCUGAUUGUAUUUUGUUGUUUGUUGUGAUUAUUUAGUAGGGUCUGUUUUAUGGUGGUGAAUUUCCUUGUUGGUAUGUAUUUUUAUAAUUCUUCACCAGCGGUAUAUGCCCAAACUGUGAUGAACUUGUUUGUAGCAUUACAGUGGUAGUUCUGGCAUGCAGCCACCAAGGAACAGUGAUUCUUGCUGGAAACCAUAAAAGUAUCAGGUUUCAGAAAUUAAGUUCCAUCCCCGUUGUGACCAGCUGACAAAGAGAAAGACACAAGCGUAUCAGCCACCAAGGGAUGGGAUGUGUGUCUCAUCGCCACGGAGCUGCAUGUGCGCCACCACCAAGGCAAAAUCUUCAGGCAGCAGAAAGGAAUGGCAUCAAAGCGGAAGAAGGUUUAUGAUGAAGGUGACCCUCCUCCUAAGAAAAGCGAGGCUGAUGCAACUGGAAGAAACUGAACAAGAACCUGUUCACUCGCUUGGAUAUGCUGUGGGUCUCAGAGGUGGCGCUGCACAAUGCAUAGGAGCUACGGAAGUAGCAGAGGAAGCUGGUGGCAGAACAGUUUUUGAAUCAGGCAAGAGGAAACAUAGUCAGAUUGACAGUUGCUCAGAUACUGAACAAUUUUGGGGCCCACAGGAAGGCCAUGUUGAAAAGAGAGCAGUGAAACCAAUUGAAGUAAGUAGAUUUUGUUCUGAUAUGGCAGGAUACACAGAAAUCAAAACCACCUUACAAGUAACAUUUCUAAACUGUCAGUUUGAAGGAAUCUGAAAAUUUGUCAGUAUGGUUCAGUUUAGGGUUCUGAAGUCUUUAGGGUUUUAUACUAUUGGUGUACAUAGUAGAUAUGUUUAUACUAUCAGUAUAUGUAUAUAAGUUAUAUACAGUUUAUCACUAAUGAUCAUCAUUGGCUCAAACUUUUUUUGUGAUUGCCAUAUGCACUUCCAUUUCCAUAAAUUAACAAGAGGUGAAGAAAGUGUACCUGUUUUAAAAUCAGCUUUAAUUGCUGAAAUUCGAGGUGAAAACCAAAACUUAUCUGCAACUGAAGGAACAACUGUGUCAAUGGUGUACCAAAAAUUUCUGCAACUGAAGAUAAUAAUGGUGCUGUGGUGAUAUCAAAAGACAUAAGGAACACAACUCAGUUAGUGUUUAAUAAUUCUGAAGGCAUCUU
Messenger RNA from Cryptotermes secundus, 1516 nucleotides. RefSeq lists its product as uncharacterized. The transcript has 3 exons. The record is from RefSeq and is a predicted model, not a curated record. Lineage: Eukaryota; Metazoa; Arthropoda; Insecta; Blattodea; Kalotermitidae. Bases 655 to 1119 code for a protein of 154 amino acids.